Molecule: messenger RNA, 968 nt
Organism: Rubroshorea leprosula
Lineage: Eukaryota; Viridiplantae; Streptophyta; Magnoliopsida; Malvales; Dipterocarpaceae
Source: the annotation of a GenBank genome assembly
GUUAACCCACCCCUUUUUUGCGUCUGAUGUGGCAUUUUUAUGCUGAGAUGGACAAGCCACCUGGAUAAAUCAUCCAGAUAAAAAAUGCUGACUGAAGAGUUAAGACAGAAAAUUAGUGGCUAGUUACCAGCAUCGAAGACCGAACCCAUGGAAGAGACGAUGGAGACCCAGCACAGAGCAAGACUCGCCAUUUUUGAACUGGUCAACAUGCUAAGCGUUCCUAUGUCCCUCAACACCAUCGUCCGCCUCAACGUUCCAGACGCAAUAUGGCAAGGUGGGGCUAAUACUGCUCUCACCGCCUCCCAGAUCCUCGCGAAAGUUCUCCCCUCCGGCGGUGGGGAUGCCGAGAACCUCCAGCGCAUCCUCCGUAUGCUCACUAGCUAUGGUGUGUUCGCGGAGGUACUGCAUGAUACUGACCGUGCGGAGAGAAAAUACUCACUAACUGAGAUCGGGAAGAUGCUCGUCACCGACGCCGACGGUCAUUCAUAUAAGAGUUUCUCCCCCAAACAGAAUUUUCAGGGAAAAUUUUCAGGGAGGAGAGAACUCCUAAUUGCUUUUGAAAUGGCAAGGGUGCAAGGGUUCGUUGAAGCAGAUAAUGCAGAGGCCAUAAUCGCAAGAAUUGAACACAAAUCUAGAAAGAUCGAGAGCCUGCUGAAACAGCAUAAGCCAGUUGAAGCUCUGAAAACGGCGCUUGAAGGUUCUCCUCCGGCGACCCGAGUUGAGCGUUGCAAGGUUUGAAAAAGAUAAUAAUUUUAUUGCUGCUCUUACUGUUAUGAAUCUUAUUUUGAGAUUUUUUUGGAAAUGGUUUUCUUUGGAUCUGGGUCUCCAUCGUCUCUUCCAUGGGUUCGGUCUUCGAUGCUGGUAACUAGCCACUAAUUUUCUCUGUCUUAACUCUUCAGUUAGCAUUUUUUAUCUAGAUGAUUUGUCCAGGUGGCUUGUCCAUCUCAGCAUAAAAAAUGCCACAUCAG